Pipistrellus nathusii (Nathusius's pipistrelle) is the source of this 333-nucleotide messenger RNA. The record is from the annotation of a GenBank genome assembly. Lineage: Eukaryota; Metazoa; Chordata; Mammalia; Chiroptera; Vespertilionidae.
AUGAUAGUAUUUUGUAACCUGUAUUUCAUUUCUUACUGCAUUAUACAUGACUUUCCCGUUGUACCUGAAUUUGUUACUCUACACAGAGUGAACAGAAAUGUGGGUGAUUAUUCUGUGCUUCUUGGCUUGGUCUGUUUUGUUAGACUGGAUACUGUCACUGUGUUUCUUGCAGACAUUUUGAUGGUAAGUGCCAAAGCAGGCAGCAUGAACCAGCGUGGACCUGUAAGUCAACUUCCUUGUUUCAAACAUGCAGUAAAUAAAUCUAAGUUGCUAAGUAAUCUUUUUAAAAAGAUUACUAUCAAUUAUACUAUAGUGUGGUGCUUGCUUAUUUAA